Messenger RNA from Macrosiphum euphorbiae (potato aphid), 426 nucleotides. The record is from the annotation of a GenBank genome assembly. Lineage: Eukaryota; Metazoa; Arthropoda; Insecta; Hemiptera; Aphididae.
AUGGAUGACCCCUCUCCAAAAGUGUUAAAGUUAGGGAAAAUCAAGGAUUUAUCGUUAGCAAGUCUGAAAAUUAACUCAUCUACAAUAUUCAAUCUAAAGAUGUAUAAUCGUUGGAUGGUUAAUUAUUUAGUGACGAAGCAGAGGGAGCUUUAUGAUUAUAGUAAUUUCCCUUUAAAUUAUAUCAGGAGUGGUAUGUCAAAGAAUCGAAAUGUUUAUAUGAGAAUGAGCACGUGUGCUCGUACCGCUCCUGAUAUGCCAUGGUUAAAUAUGUAUCGCGAUGAGAUUAAUAAGGAAAUAAAUUUAGUGUUAGACCCAACCUCAUCGAUAUUAAUAGGUUAUUAUUUUAUUCGUGAUACUCGAAGACUGUUAGAUAUUCAGGUGGCUAAAGGGAUAGCAGAUUCACUCUUAUUCCCUAAUAAGUGUUGA